Sinocyclocheilus anshuiensis is the source of this 3246-nucleotide messenger RNA. Its product is annotated as protein Tob2-like. Gene Ontology annotation, biological process: regulation of gene expression. Gene Ontology annotation, cellular component: nucleus; cytoplasm. The record is from RefSeq and is a predicted model, not a curated record. The coding region runs from base 488 to 1645 and encodes 385 amino acids. The transcript is spliced from 2 exons. Lineage: Eukaryota; Metazoa; Chordata; Actinopteri; Cypriniformes; Cyprinidae. Gene Ontology annotation, molecular function: transcription corepressor activity.
GCGAGGUUUUCAAACAGUGAAGUUUCGACGGGCGUGUGGACACGUCACGCCUAUGCCAUGAAUUAAACAUAAAAUUAAAUAAAAUAAAAAUAGAAGUGCGUUUCAGUCAAACGCAACACUGGACAGCGGUUCUCUGUGAAUGAUUUUUUUUUCAACGCCAUAAGCACGCAUAAUACUUGUGUGAUUAAUGGAUAUGAUAAGCACAGGACAAAAACACUAGCUUUGAAUCAAGGCUUUGAAGAAACUGGAUCAUGGAGAGCUGCUGUCUUCAUACGUCAGUGUUUCAGGGUGAAGAUUUUUAAAAAUCAGCUGGUCUCUGACAAUCACUUUUCAGCAAUUUCUGAGCAACAAUCCAAAAUCAGAGGCCCUUGGUUUUAAAUUGAUGCUUAAGGCUAAGACUAAAGACUUUCACCUUGAUGUUCGCAAGAGAUGUUAGGACUGUUGUAAGUCUAACCGAAGGAACUUUCAAGACAUAAUCAAAUUCAUCAUGCAUCUGGAGGUGAAGGUUGCGUUGAACUUCAUCGUGUCCUACUUGUACAACAAGCUCCCACGCCGUAGGGCGGAUCUGUUUGGCGAGGAAUUGGAGCGUAUCCUGGUGUCCCACUUCGAAGGGCACUGGUACCCUGAGGCUCCUUUACGUGGUUCUGCCUUCCGCUGCCUCCAUCUGGGAGCUCCCAGGGACCCUGUGGUGGAGCUGGCAGCCAGGAGGAGCGGUCUGGACACCGAAGAGGUCCGUGCCAACGUUCCCCCCGAGCUCAGCAUUUGGAUCGACCCUUACGAAGUGUCCUACCAGAUUGGGGAGAAGGGUGCUGUGAAAGUCCUCUACACGGAGGAUCCGCCAGGUUUAGGGGGCGACGGCGAAAGGUUUGAUGUCGCUCUCAAAGGAGACAUGGAGUUCGAGGACGUCAAGAGUCUGGGCUUUAACCCAGAGGCUCAGGUGUUCAUACCCAUCGGUGGCCAGGUGUCGCCGGUCAUGCUACCCUCACUCUCCAGUUCGCCAACUCCUCUUUCUACCUCAUCUUGCCCGGGACUCUUCAGUUACGCCACUCCCAGCACUCCCACCAAUCCCAGCGCUCAUUCAUCCAACACAUCCACCACCUCGCCACCAAGCGCUGGUCUUUUGUACUCCACUCCCAACCCCCGGCCCGCACCUCAGCCGAUCACCUUCACCACAGCCAGCUUUGCCGCCACCAAAUUUGGCUCCACCAAGAUGAAGUGCGGGAACCCCGGAGUUGCUUCUGGUUCUGGCAUUGCCACGGCCCCGCAACAGAGGAUGAUCACGCGCUCCCCCAGCACCAUCUCCCCACCGGGGCUGGUCAGGCACAAACCCCUUUCCCUCUCCAUGCACUCUCUAGCUGGACCCAUCCCAAGCCAGUUGUCUCCUAAUGCCAAAGAGUUUGUGUUUCCCGCUUCCCAGAGGCUCAUCUACUUUGACACCGAAGGUCCGCCAAUGACGCCGUUCCAGGCUCCACACCCACACGCCUCCUUCGAUCCAUUCUCUAGUCUACAACCAGGUCAGGCUGUGGGAAUCAUUGGAGGCAACAGUGGAAUUUCCUACAUGGAUAAACCUCCAUUCGUGGAAGGACUCGGAUACAACCUGCAGUAUUCCGACCAGGCCUUCCAACCUGUGGUGCUGGCCAACUAAAGUCUCCGAGUUGAAGAGAUCCCAAUGCUGAAACACUUUCCUUGAGGACAUUUUUUUCCCCUCCAUGAAUCACUGUUACUACCACCAUGAUAAAUCAAGAGUAUUAUGACUGCUAAUGGAGUAUUACUUGUGAUUGUUACUUUUCCGUUCAUUUGUUUCUCGUUUCAUGAUGAUUUCCAGUCUGAUGUAACCAGCCUCCUGUUGCACAGGUGUUUUUGUGUUUGUUGUUUUCAGUAAGGAGUCACUUUAUCGCCCAAAUGUUUGUCUUUAUAAUCUUUGUUUAAUGCUACUUUUUAAAAUUGAUUCUGGGAAAAAAAGCUAAUAUUCUUAGAGAAGAUUCUAGAUGCCUAAAAGGGAUUUUUGGGAUGGUGUUUAUGUCCAGAAACAUAACGCUCUGGAGAUUACAGCCACAUUAACAGUUCGGUCACACCUCAGUUGUCAUAAUUGAGGAUUAAUGGUAAUUUUAUGACAUGUCCUCUGAACCGACGUGGGUCUUGUGCUCUUGAGCUGAUGAUUAAGAGGCAGCUCAUGUUUGGUAUGUUGGGUUAGCUUUAUGAUUGUCCUUUACAGUUUGAACACAUUGAGCCAAAUCCUGAUGAAACCAGCCAGUGUUUAUACCUGUUUCUAGUGAGUCAGAUUGGGAAUUGAUGUUGUAUAUUUUCAUUCUGGCAGAUCGGGUAAGUUCAGACACCGAAGACGAUUGAUUGCUGGAUUGUUGCGUGAGUCUGAUUGGUUUCACACUUGGGUUCCUGGUCAGAAGUGUGUGAAGGUACUGGUUGGAGCUUUUGAUAAACUGCUGAGUGUCUUUGAAGGAAUAGGACAUGAGAUUAAAGGUCAUUGGUGCGGAGAUGCACAGAUUAGCUUUCCGUCACAGAGACGCGUGUUGAAUUUAGUGCUUUAUUUUUACGUUCCAGAGGUUGUAAAUGGUGGUUUGCAAGAGAUGCUACAGUGAAAAUUGCACUUUGUUUUCUCCGCUCUAGGACUCUGAAUGUUACCUCAUAUUCUGACUGCAGUGGCUGUGUUUUGUGAAGCGUUUUAUUGCGCUAGGAUGGAGGCUGGCGUUCUAGAAUCUUCUUGAAGGUAGGAGCCAAUGCUAGCUUCCUUUGACAUCACUUCCCCCUCAGCGUACUGCCCUGUCCAGCCGCACUGCACUUUACGCACGGAGCUUAUGGAAACUCCCGCAAUGCCUCACAAUAAAUACUAUAUGCUAGAUGCUAAAGGUCCUUUACUCACCCUUUAAUGGCCAAUUAUGACUGAACUAUAGCUUGGUAAUAUAGUUUAAAGAUUGUAUUAAAAAAUGAAGAACUUUCUAAGAUGUUUGGGUGAGACUGUACUUCUUGUGACGUCCUUCCUCGACAUUUGAAAUGUGAACGUCAGCUUCAUGAAUAUUCAGUCGUUUCCAUUGGUUUCAUUUGGGGUGGGCGGGGUUUAGAUUUCUCUAUAAAUGCUAUAUAAUUGUUUGUAAUUUAUUUACAAUUUUUCUAUAUUUUUUCAUGUGUUUUUUCAAAAGAGUUCUCUACGGCAUUUAUAAAGCAAAUUAAGAGAUAUAUAUACGACGAUGACACGAAUAUGUAUAUAUUUCUUAUGUUCAAGAUCUUUUG